Messenger RNA from Rhinolophus ferrumequinum (greater horseshoe bat), 6199 nucleotides. RefSeq names its product DNA helicase B (gene HELB). NCBI's taxonomy places the organism in Eukaryota, Metazoa, Chordata, Mammalia, Chiroptera, Rhinolophidae. The transcript is spliced from 13 exons. The record is from RefSeq and is a predicted model, not a curated record. Bases 84 to 3317 code for a protein of 1077 amino acids.
UGCAGUGGUGGAGCUGAUUGGCUGAUCGUAGCGGUGCAUGACCAGGGUGUUCCGGAUUUGAGUAGAACUUUAAAGAGCGGAGCAUGGCCCCCUUGAAUCCGGGAUUGCGCGAACUGAGGGGGCGUCUGCUCCCGCUCAAGGACCUGGUGGAGGAGAGCGACAAUUGUCUGAAGGAGGACGUGGAGGAGGACGAAGGCCCGGUGUUUGUCGAUGCCGAGGAGCUCUGCAGCGGAGGCCUGAAGGCGGGCGGCCUCCCUGGGCGCAUCUGGGUUAGAAUUUCUGAUGAAAACACUCAAGAGACGUGUGAUGUGUUUGGACGUUUUCCAUUAACGGGUCCUUGGUGGCGAGUGAAGGUAGACGUCAAGCCUAUGGGCUCGAGGAACUAUCAAGUUCACGGAUUUCCAUCUUACUUUUUACAGUCCGAUAUGUCACCACCAAGUCAAAAAAAUAUCUGUUCCCUCUUUCUUAAAGACUGUGAUGUCUCCAGUGAUACUAUAACUGCAUUUUUAGCAUGGGUAAAUAAAGUAUCAAGCUAUGAAGACCUCAACUUUGAAAAUCUUAGGGAAACAUUAAGAAUUUUCUACAAGGAAAUUGGGAGAAAGGGUCAAAAACAGCCUACACAGACUGAACAGGAAGAGUCCCUACCAGAGUACAAAAUACGCCUGCCUGUGGAAUGCACAGUUCCAUUUAUAAGUGUAAUGACAGCGUUGCAGUUUCCAAAAGUAAUGGAAUUCCUUCCAGUUCUUCUGCCUCGACACUUUAAACGGCUAAUAAGCUCAGAUUCUGAAGAGGUGUUUGAAAAGAUAGAAGAGAUUUUAGGUACGCAUCCAUGGAAACUUGCAUUUAGUAAAAUAACCUACAGAGAACUGAAGCUUUUGCAGUGUGAGGCCAGCUGGACAGCAUUUUGUCAGUGCAGACCUCUCCUCGAAUUGAUGACUGAUUUACAGAAGAAUGGGUUAAUCAUUUAUUCUAAGCUGAAGGAGAUGUGUAGAGAAUAUGGGCACACGUACGUAAAAGAAGCUGACUUAACUUUGCAAUUGUUGGAUCAGAUGUCUUUUCACGAUGUUUGGCAGUCUCUGAAGUUUUUGAAAGAUAUCGAGGUGGUGACAUAUACGAAGUCCUGUGUCUUUCCUUACGACCUUUACCAGGCUGAAAGAGACGUUGCCUCUUCAAUAGGUGAUCUGAUGAUGAGGCCUCCAUGGCGUUUACAUGUCAAUGUGAAAAAGGUGCUUGCGACUAUUCAUACCAGAAAACCUGAGAAUGCAAGCAGUGAUGACGCAGUGAGUGAAAGUAAACCUGAGGAAACAAGCUUGGAAACUUCUGUGGACGUUCCGACCACACAGGACAGUGGUGACCAUAUUUGGGACAAUGGUGAAAGUGAAGAUGAUGCAGAAAUAAGUGAAGAUCAGCUAGAUCAGGAUCAGGUGGCUGCUUUGGAAAUGAUUUGCUCCAAUGCUGUGACGGUCAUCAGUGGGAAAGGUGGUUGUGGGAAGACCACAAUUGUUAGUCAUCUUUUUAAACAUAUACAGCUGUUGGAAGAAAGAGAAGUAAAAAAAGCUUCUGAGGACUUUGAACAAGACCAGGAUGUGCCGGAAGAAUGGAUUACCUUUACUGAGCAAAGUUUAUUGAAGACGGACAAGGUGAUAGAAGUUUUACUCACAGCACCUACAGGGAAAGCCGCUGGUUUACUGAGACAGAAAACUGGUUUUAGCGCUUAUACGUUAUGUCAGGUCAAUUAUAGCUUCUAUUUAUGGGAUAAAAAAACCGCCAAGGACAGUCCAUGGAAGUUUUCUUCGGUUAGAGUUCUGGUUGUGGAUGAAGGCAGUUUGGUGUCUGUAGGAAUCUUCAGAUCCGUUUUAAAUUUAUUACUUGCGCACUCCAAACUUUCUAAGCUUAUUAUCCUUGGUGAUAUUAGACAGUUACCCAGCAUUGAACCUGGUAACUUGCUGAAAGAUCUUUUUGAGACUCUUAAGUCAAGAAAUUGUGCUAUCGAACUAAAGACAAAUCACAGAACAGAAUCUGAGCUAAUUGUGAACAAUGCGACAAGAAUCUCAAAACGCCAAUUUCCAAAAUUUGAUGCAGAGCUGACUAUCUCUGAUAAUCCAACAUUGCCUGUCUCAGUACAAGAUAAAACAUUUAUUUUUGUCAGACUCCCAGAAGAGGAUCCCACUUCUCAGUUAUCGAAAAGUGAUUUUCAGUCUCAUUUAUAUUCUGCCGUUAGAACUUUACUCAAAGAAAAAGACCUACAAAGUGCAAAAACGUCACAAUUUAUUGCAUUUCGAAGGCAAGACUGUGAUGUCAUCAAUGCCUGCUGUUGCAGUCACUACACAGGCCACCUAAUCAAGGACCAUAAGAAUAGAUUUCUAUUUGGAGUUGGUGAUAAAAUUUGUUGUACCAGGAAUGCAUAUCUCUCGGAUUUACUGCCUGGGAAUACCUCCAACCAUCAGCAAAAUAAUGAACUGGAGGCCAGUGGUGAAGACUUUAAUGGUGCGCCCCAUGGUUUUGCUAAAAAUAAGCAUGACUUUGAAAGUGGUAUUAGACUCUGCAAUGGAGAAAUAUUCUUCAUAACACGUGAUAUAACUGAUGUAACUAUUGGAAAGAGAAGAUAUUUGACCAUUGAUAAUAUGGCUGGCUUGGAAGUAACUGUGGAUUUUGGGAAACUAAUGCAAAAUUGUCACAUAAGACAUGCAUGGGCAAGAACCAUUCACACUUUUCAGGGGUCUGAGGAGCAGACAGUCGUCUAUGUGGUUGGGAAGGCGGGUCGCCAGCACUGGCAGCACGUUUACACCGCGGUGACCAGGGGCCGCUGCAGAGUGUAUGUCAUUGCAGAAGAAUCUCAGCUCCGGAGCUCAAUUUUGAAAAGCAGUAUGCCCAGAAAUACUCGUUUAAAACAUUUCUUGCAAAACAAACUCUCUACUGGCUCUGCAUCACCAGCAGAUUUUGCGUCCCCAUCAAAGAGCUCCGGAGACAGCGGAGGCCCCAGCACACAGCUGUCCAUGUCACCACUCCCUGCAGGCACAGCUGAUGUUGUGACAAACAAUUCCCCCAGAAGCCAGGCCUCUGCGGUUGAUGAUAAGACAGUCGCCUUUGGUGGAAGUUGGAAAUCAUCUCCACCUGAUGAAGCGGAUACAGAUGCAGAUCCAUCCAAAUCUCGAGGGCCCAAGAGAACCUGUGGCCUGGAUGAUGCUGAAAGUCCAAACAAAAUUCUUAUGGUGGAAGAAUCAUCUCCACAAGUAUCUUCCAAACUUAAGGAUUUGAGACUGAAUAGUUUAACCCCCAGGCAACUUUUCAAAUCCACACAUAAUCAAGAAACCUGAUUUUAUUUUCGAUUGCUCAGAUAACUGUCUUAUUUUUUUCCAUUCAACACAAAAUGAACAUCCUCGCUUCCAAGUAUCAAGAUAAAAGAGGACGUCUAUCACUGGAGUUUCAUUUUCAGGUGUUAGCAGAUGUUUUAAAUUCACUUGAUCAAAGAAAACCUUAAUGAUUUCAAUAUCUAUCAUCAUGAGAACUGGUAGCACUGGAUAGAAAUGAAAGGAAAAGAUGUUUUACAUAUAAUUGUUUAUACUUUAAAAAGUGUUUUCUUUCUAGCAUAAUGCCUUAUUAACUUCCGCGAUCAUUGCCAAAGGGAUGAAGCGAUGGUCAAGAUAAACUGUAUUGCAUCGCUUACUGACACCACUUCCAGGAGUUGAGUCUUCAGCAAAGUGGUCGUCUCUCCAGGCUGCCCUUUUCUCCAUCCCUGCUUCCUGCCUCCACCCCAUCUGGAGCUUUUUCCUGGAAAUUCCUUUUGCGUCGGGAAGCUCAUUGUUUUUUUGUUUUCUGUUUGUUUGUUUUCUUAAUUUGAGAUAUAAUUGACAUGUAACAUCGCGUAAGUUUAAGAUAUACACUGUGGAUCGGAUACUUAUGUAUUGCAAUGUGAUUAUCACUGUAGCAUUAGCUAACACCUUUGUCAUGUCACAUCAUUACCAUUUUGGAGGGGGGAGCGCAUUGUUUUGAAGAUAGUCUACUCUGGAAAAAUUUUUUUCUCUCAGGGUGAUUUUAUUUUACUUUUUUUUAGAGUUGUAUUUAUUGUUCAAUGGUGAAAGAAUAAGUUAAGAGGACAAAUUUACCUGUUAUCCCAAUGUUUUAAAAAUAGCCUAUUGAGAUAGAAUUUGCAUACAGGUCACCCGUUUACACAGUUGAGUGGCUUUUAGUGUAUACUGAGUUGUGCUACCAGCACUACAAUUAGUUUCAGAAUAUUUUUAUAGAACCCCCAAAAGAAAUCCCAUGCCUCUUAGCUGUAAUCCUCUUAUCCCCUCCAGCCCUAGGUAACUACUGAUGUACUUUGUCUCUAUUGAUUUGUCUGUUCCAGACAUUUCACAUAAAUGGAGUCAUAGGAUACAUGGUCCUUUGUCACUGAUUUUUUCGACUUAGCGUAAUAUUUUCAGAUUUCAUCCAUGUGUGGUAGCAUGUAUCUAUCACUGCUUCAUCUCUCUCUCUUUUAAAAGGUUUUUAAAAAUUAUGUACAAAGAGCUAGCAUUUCUUUUAUUGGGUAGGUGUCCUGGAUAACCCAUUCAAGGAAGAUCACUCAGGCAAAUUUGCUGAAGUCCACAUCCUCACACAAUGAUGGGAAAACUGGCUGUAUAUAUUGAGGCCAUAUUUCCAGAUCAGACCUUGAUGGUUUGAGCUGAUGUGGCAAGGCCAUGAACACUGGCUGAAUUUUUGUGGGUGGCUGCAGUAGAGCUGUAGGUGACCCAGCUUGCUCUCAGAGAUGCCAUGAUGCAAAAAGCAUUCAUAUCUUUUAUUACCAAGUAAUAUUCCAUAGUACGGGUAGAGCACGUCGAAUUUAUCCCUUCAUCAGUUGAUGGACAGCUGGGUUGCUUCCACAUAUUGGCUGUGAUAACUAACGCAGUUGUGAACAUCUGUGUACAAGUUGUGGUGUGGCCAUAUAUGUUCAUUCCUUUUAGGUAUAUACCUAGGAGUGCAAUUGCUGAGUCAUGUUGUAACACUAUGUUUCACCUUUUGAGGAAGUGACAGACUGUUUUCCAAAGUAGCUGCACCGUUUUAUAUUUACACCAGCAGUGUGUGAACAUUCCAAUUUCUCCACAUUCUCCCCAACACCUGUUAUUAUCUGAGUUUUUGAUUAUAGCCAUGUAAUGGGUAUAAAGUGAUAUUUCAUUGGGGUUUGGAUUUGCCUUUCUCUAUGGGCUGAUGAUGUUAAGUAUCUUUUCAUGAGCUUAUUAACCGUUUGUGUGUCCUCUUAGGAGAAAUGUCUGUUCAGAUCUUUUGCCCAGUUUAAAAUUCUUUUUUAUUAUUAUUAUGGAGAUCUAAGUUCUUUAUAUACCUACAUACAAGUCCCUUAUUAAAAAUAGCAUUUGCAAAAUGUUUUCCCAUUUUGUGGCUUUGCCCUUUCUUCAUGCUGUCCUUUGAAGCACAAGUUUUUAUAUCAUAUGAAAACAGAGACAGUUUUACUUCUUCCUUUCCAAACUGGAUGCCUUUUAUUUCAUUUUCUUGUCUUAUCACCCUGCCUGGCACCUCCAGGACACUGUUAAAUAGAAGUGGCGAGAAUGGACAUCCUUGUCUUGUCCCUGUGACUUUACAAGGUUUGCAAGGCACAAUGAAAACUUGGGAUGAUCGGUGCUUUGUUUUAUUUGAAGAUAGCAUAAUUAGAAUUCGUACAUUUUAAUAGCGUCUGUCAAUUUACUUCAUAGACUACCUGUAAUAUUCUCUGAGGGCCGAUGUUGUGAUGUUUGUCACCUAAAAUCAAUGCACUGUUAAUCUCGGGGUGUUCCUGUGUGCUGGCGGUUUCAGCAGUUCCACGUGUGUUGCACGCCUUACCUCACGACAGUCCCGAAGUACACAUCUGACCUUCGGCAUCACUGGGUGGACCCUGACCCCCAAUAAGUAAAUUUCAAACCACCAGUGAGCUGGAAUUCAAACCCAGAUUGGAUUUCAAAACUUAUGCUCUUCCCACUCUUCCAUGCUGCUCUUCAAGUUUAUGGCAAAACCAUCCCCUUUUAAAAAAUUAUGUAACAAUAAGCAUUGUGUAGGGCUCAGGCUAGCACAUGAAAAUACAUUCAAAUUGCAUGUCAUUUCUUUUGGCUUUUUAAAAUCACUGUUUAUUCCAUUUGGUAGAGGGUUUUUUUUUUUCCAUACAAAUAUUUGCAACAAUUUUGAAUUCCCCAAAACCAUACAUAGACGAUAAAUACCAUGCUAUUAAAGU